CUCUGAGGGUUUGGAGUAGGAGGACGGGGGAUUGGACUAGGAACUGCUAGAGUGGGUAAAUGUGCCCACCACUUUGAUUUCCUUACGUUCUGAUGGGAUAGAGCCUGCUUCAGACUGUGUGCCAUGGGCAACGCGGCCAUGUGUAAGGUGUGUGGCUCGGACAAAGGGCUCAGGCUGGCCGGGAGUCAGUCCAACUUGGACCAGAAUGCUGAGUUCUACUGCGCGGAGCAUUUUCCUCUGCAGCCCCCACUGAUGCUGUCGGACAGUAACACCAGUUUCCUGCGAGCAGCAAGGGCAGGAAACAUCGACAAAGUUUUGGAAUAUCUGAAAGGGGGAGUGGACAUCAGCACCUGUAAUCAGAAUGGUCUUAAUGCACUGCACCUGGCAGCCAAGGAAGGCCACGUGGACCUGGUCCAGGAGCUGCUGGAGCGAGGGUCAGCAGUGGACUCAGCCACAAAGAAAGGAAACACAGCACUCCACAUAGCUUCCCUGGCUGGUCAGGCUGAAGUAGUGAAGAUCCUGGUCAAACGUGGAGCCGACAUCAACUCACAGUCUCAGAAUGGAUUCACUCCUCUGUACAUGGCUGCCCAAGAGAAUCACCUGGAUGUCGUGCGAUACCUUCUGGAAAAUGGAGGCAACCAGAGCACUGCUACAGAGGAUGGCUUCACCCCACUGGCCAUCGCCCUCCAGCAGGGCCACAACCAAGUGGUUUCUAUCUUACUGGAGAAUGACACUAAAGGCAAAGUCCGUCUGCCUGCCCUACACAUUGCCGCCCGCAAGGAUGACACCAAGUCAGCCGCCCUGCUCCUCCAGAACGAUCACAACGCUGAUGUUCAGUCAAAGAUGAUGGUCAAUAGGACUACUGAGAAUGGCAAGAGUGGAUUCACCCCGCUGCAUAUCGCUGCUCACUAUGGGAAUGUCAAUGUGGCCACGCUCCUGCUCAACCGCGGGGCAGCAGUGGACUUCACAGCAAGGAAUGGCAUCACACCCCUGCAUGUGGCCUCCAAGCGUGGCAACACAAACAUGGUUCGCCUGCUGCUGGACCGCGGUUCUCAGAUUGAUGCUAAAACCAGGGACGGCCUCACCCCCCUGCACUGUGCAGCCAGGAGUGGGCAUGAUGCUGCUGUGGAGCUGUUGCUGGAGAGAGGAGCACCGAUGCUGGCCAGGACCAAGAAUGGCCUCUCUCCUCUCCACAUGGCGGCUCAAGGCGACCAUGUUGAGUGUGUCAAACACCUUCUGCAGCACAAGGCGCCAGUUGAUGAUGUCACGUUGGACUACCUGACAGCGCUGCAUGUGGCAGCACACUGUGGUCACUACAGAGUCACUAAACUGUUGCUGGACAAGAGGGCCAACCCCAACGCUCGAGCACUGAACGGCUUCACCCCGCUGCACAUAGCCUGUAAGAAGAACAGAGUGAAGGUGAUGGAGCUGCUGGUUAAAUAUGGAGCCUCGAUCCAGGCCAUCACAGAGUCUGGUUUAACUCCCAUCCAUGUAGCGGCCUUUAUGGGUCACCUCAACAUUGUGUUGCUGCUGCUGCAGAAUGGAGCUUCGCCGGACGUCAGCAACAUUCGUGGGGAAACAGCGUUGCACAUGGCAGCCAGGGCGGGUCAGGUGGAAGUGGUCAGGUGUCUGCUGAGAAAUGGCGCAAUAGUGGAUGCACGGGCACGGGAGGACCAGACUCCCCUCCACAUUGCAUCUCGCCUGGGGAAGACGGAGAUCGUCCAGCUCCUGCUGCAGCACAUGGCUCAUCCUGAUGCUGCCACCACCAAUGGCUACACGCCCCUCCACAUCUCAGCCAGGGAGGGACAGGUGGAGACAGCCUCUGUCCUGCUGGAGGCUGGAGCCUCACACUCACUGGCCACCAAGAAAGGAUUCACUCCCCUGCAUGUGGCCUCCAAAUACGGAAGCCUGGAUGUAGCCAAACUUCUGCUGCAGCGCCGAGCUCCAUCUGAUUCUGCUGGGAAGAACGGCCUCACCCCGCUCCAUGUUGCAGCACACUAUGAUAACCAGAAGGUAGCACUCCUGCUUUUGGACAAAGGAGCGUCCCCCCACACCAUGGCCAAGAAUGGCUACACCCCUCUACACAUCGCAGCUAAGAAGAACCAGAUGGAAAUCGCCACAGUGCUGCUGCAGUACGGGGCAGAGACCAACAUCCUUACCAAGCAGGGAGUCACUCCACUCCACCUGGCCUCCCAGGAGGGUCAUGCCGACAUGGCUGCCCUGCUCCUGAGCAAGGGAGCCCAGGUCAACGUCCCCACCAAGAGUGGCCUGACCUCCCUGCAUCUGGCAGCCCAGGAGGACAAAGUUGCAGUGGCUGAGAUCCUGGCCAAAAACGGAGCAAACCUUGACCAGCAGACCAAAUUGGGCUACACCCCUCUGAUUGUAGCGUGUCACUAUGGUAAUGCCAAGAUGGUCAACUUCCUGCUACAAAACGGAGCCAGCGUCAACGCCAAGACCAAGAACGGAUACACUCCUCUUCACCAGGCAGCGCAGCAAGGAAACACACACAUCAUCAAUGUACUGCUACAGUACGGUGCCAAGCCCAAUGCUAUCACUGUGAACGGUAACACAGCUCUGGCCAUUGCUCGGCGGCUGGGCUACAUCUCUGUAGUCGACACACUGAGAGUCGUCACCGAGGAGAUCAUCACUACCACAACGACGGUGACGGAGAAACACAAGCUGAAUGUGCCAGAGACCAUGACCGAGGUGCUGGAUGUGUCAGAUGAGGAAGGUGACGACACAAUGACUGGUGAUGGAGGGGAGUAUCUGAGGGCCGAGGACCUCAGGGAGCUGGGAGAUGACUCCCUGCCUGGACAGUACCUGGAUGGAAUGAACUACCUCCGCUUCAGCCUGGAGGGUGCACGUACCGACAGUUCGGACAGGUCCUUCACCCCCACCCACCACAGUUACUACUCCCCUAAGCGUGAAGGCAUGGUGGAUGAGACACUUGCCAGUCACCAGUUUUCGGCACUUGCCAGGGAAAAUGAGAGAGAUUCAUACCGGCUGAGCUGGGGCACAGAGAACCUGGACAACGUGGCUUUAUCUUCCAGCCCCAUCCACUCUGGCCGUUCCUCUCCGUGCCAUGAUCAUGGAGACCACAGCAGCUUCCUUGUCAGCUUUAUGGUGGAUGCCAGGGGUGGAGCCAUGAGAGGUUGCCGGCACAAUGGACUACGCAUCAUCAUCCCACCCAGGAAGUGCAGCGCCCCCACACGGGUGACAUGUCGGCUGGUGAAGAGACACCGUCUGGCCACUAUGCCCCCUAUGGUAGAGGGUGAGGGCCUGGCUAGCAGGCUUAUCGAAGUGGGGCCGUCUGGAGCCCAGUUCCUCGGUAAACUACACCUCCCCACCGCCCCUCCACCUCUUAAUGAGGGCGAGAGUUUGGUUAGCCGAAUUCUCCAGCUUGGCCCGCCGGGAACAAAAUUCCUUGGUCCAGUAAUUGUGGAGAUCCCCCACUUUGCUGCCCUGCGGGGGAAGGAGAGGGAACUGGUGAUCCUGCGGAGCGAGACUGGAGAGAGCUGGAAGGAGCAUCACUGUGAACACACCCAGGAGGAACUCAACCAAAUACUCAACGGCAUGGACGAGGAGCUGGACACACCAGAGGAGCUGGACAGGAAACGCAUCUGCCGCAUCAUCACCAGAGAUUUCCCACAGUACUUUGCGGUUGUGUCACGCAUCAAGCAGGACAGUAAUCUGAUAGGUCCUGAGGGAGGCAUUCUGAGCAGCACUGUUGUGCCUCAAGUCCAGGCAGUUUUCCCCGAGGGCGCGCUCACCAAGAGGAUCAGGGUCGGCCUGCAGGCUCAGCCCAUGAGUAUAGAUGUGGUGAGAAAGAUCCUGGGGAACAAGGCCACAUUCAGCCCCAUCGUCACCCUGGAGCCCCGCAGGAGGAAGUUUCAUAAGCCCAUCACCAUGACUAUCCCCGUCCCCAAGAGCAACUCCGACCCAGUGGUCAACGGCUUCGGAGGGGACACACCCACUUUACGACUGCUCUGUAGUAUCACUGGUGGAACAACCCCCGCCCAAUGGGAGGACAUAACAGGAACCACACCCUUAACGUUCAUCAAUGACUGUGUCUCCUUCACCACCAAUGUGUCUGCCAGCAACACUCAGGAGCCAUGUGGCCGUCUGUCCUUUAUGAAAGAACCCAGGAACUACAGGUCACUGACCCCACAUGCCAUAUGCAACCUCAAUAUCACUCUCCCGUCAUACUCCAAGGAGUCCGAUUCAGACCAAGAGCAAGAGGAAGAGACCAGCAGAACACUAGAGAAAUAUGAAGAGACGGAGACAUCAGCCUUGAAAUCAGAGUUGAUUCGAGAACCAGACCUUCUAUCCGACGUGUCAGAGAUGAAACAAGACUUGAUCAAAAUGACUGCCAUCUUGACUGCAGACUCUACAGAGAAAUCUGCCUCUUUAGGAGGGGCUGGUCUAGAGAAAGGGGCUGAGGAGGUGUCUGGAGAGCCAUUAGAAAUAAUGGAGAAGGACUUAGAAAAAGUCAAAGAGGACCUAGAGAAAGUCAGUGAGAUUUUGAGGAGUGGAACAUAUGAUGGUAAAAUGGCAGAGGAGGCAUUAAAAGCAGCUAGAAUGGCAGAAGAGUGGGUCCUCCUUUCAGACAGUGAGAUAGAGGAGGCCAAAAAGAUGGCAGCUUUAGAAACUCAAGAACCUGUUUUACGUGAAAGUCGAGAACAAGGGGCUCCCAGACCCAAAGCUAUAAAGGACUGUGGUGACCUCAAAGAAUACCUUCUCGAUUCACCAGCCAGCCCUAAAACAAAAUCUAAAAAGGAGCCAGCGACCCAAGAAAAAUUCACUGAUGUUGUUCUACGCAAAAGCACAAAACCAUCUACUCCAACCAAAUGGCAGGAUAAAACAACUGUUGGCGAUAUCAAAAAGCCAGUCAGGAAAAAGGGGAAGGACCAGGGGCAGGCAGAGGAAUCUUCAGAAACAGGUGCCCUCCUAAGUGUGCCUACGGCUCCUGCGCCAGUAUCACCUGUAUCCCCAGUUGUUGAAGAAACUCCAAUUGGGUCAAUAAAAGACAAGGUUAAAGCCUUACAACAGAAAGUGGAGGCAGAACAAAAGAGCAAAAAAGUCACGGGAAGCAAACCUUCACAGUUGCCUGUUAUGAGUAAACCCUCUCCAAAAGCCAAAGAAAGCCCUAAAUCAAAACAGGGCCCCCCUAAGUCCCCCAAAGCUGAAUCUGAAAAACUUGAGGAGACCAUGUCAGUUAAAGAGCUGAUGCAAGCCUUCCAAACAGGGCAGGAUCCCUCAAAGAGAAAGUCUGGGCUUUUUGAACUCAAAACAUCCACUGUGGCAGCAUCAGAGAAAACUACAAAAUCACAAACAAUCCAGACAAAAUCCAUGACCAAAGCGAUAACCUCACGUGUCUCUCAAGAACGAGAAGUAUCUUUGGACUCCAAACCUCGCAAGAGAGAAACCACUCCACAAGACAAAGAGAAAGAAACAAAGUCCAUUGCUGACACCCAUUCAGAGCUAGCUGAAACUAUAGACUUUGGAACUGGUGGCCUUGAUGAUAGCUCUGAUAGUUUAAAACAUGAGGGUGUGGCAGACUCACUAAGUGCCAGUUCUGGAAAUGGAACCCCUCAUCUGAGCUCUGAGGACAGUUACAAACAUGAGGGUUUAGCUACUCCAGGCACAAGUCCUGAAAGUGUGUCUCUCUCUCCCAAAAAUGGAGAGCACACCUCCAAAUCAUUGACAGCCACUGCUUCAUCAAUCAGUCAAAGAGAAACAAAAGACAAAGAGAAGUCUGGAGACUCUGGUGUGGGGACCAUCGGUGACCAGUUGUCUGCAGAAUUGACCCUACCUGUCUCUUCCAGUGAGGCUGCAGAUGACCCCACCACAAGUGAGUCCAUAUCUGUUAAGAGGAGUGAAUCUAAGCCAUCUAAACCCCGCAAGCUUACGAAGAGAAUCUCAGAGACCUUAGAAACAUUUCUUAGUGAUGACGAAAGUCCUGAUGUUCAGCUAGCCUUACCUUUAGCUAGUUCUCCUGCUUCUAGAUCCUCUCAGUGUCAAGGAAGCUUAGAGCUACCUUUAAGACACCAAGACUCAGAUGCCCUCAGUCCAUUAGCUGAUGACUCUUUGACAAUUAGCCACAGAGACUCUCUAGAAGGUAGUCCUCUCAUGGAAGAAAACUCCUCCCAUAAGUCCCCAGACUCUAUUGAACCCAGCCCCACCAAGGAAUCACCCUGUCGUGACUCCUUAGAAAGCAGCCCUGUAGAACAAAAAUGUCAACCAGCCUUCCCACCAACACUAGGUCAGCAAAGUAAAUCCUCUAGCCACCCGGAACCCUCCAAAGUUCCAGAAUUUCCCCAAGAUGCUUUGCGUAGUAGGCUUCUGCGAGACCAUGAGGCUAGUGCUGAUGAUGACAGUUGUGAGCAGACGUCUCAGAUGACAAGUUCUGGUAAGAGUCCUCUCUCCCCUGACACCCCUAGCUCUGAAGAGGUAAGUUAUGAGGUAAACCCCAAACCCCCUGACAAUAUGUUCCUCUCUGUUCAAUCUAAACCGGCUGUCAUCCCCGAAGACCCAGAGGAAGAGGACACAUCAGAGAGCUGUGAAGCUCAGAGGAAAUUCACUCCAGAGGAGGAGAUGUUUAAGAUGGCAGCCAAAAUAAAGACAUUUGAUGAAAUGGAACAAGAAGCAAGGAGCAAAAAGAACUCUAGGAAAGAUAUGAGUCCUUCAGCAGAUCUUGAAAUAGGGGAUGACAGCUGUAAAACAUUAGAUCCCACAAUUGAGAAACCUUCGAAGGGUGAAAGUGGGCUCACUAGGUCCAGAGAGGAUUCAGAGUUAGCUCUUUUUGUUGAUCCCCAUAUUAAAGUACAACCUCCCUCUCCUUUUCCAGCAGGUUUGCAUGAAGGCUUCCACAGCAAAGAGGUCAAGAGCACAACUACAACAGCCAGUGUCACUUCAGAGGGACCUCACUCUGUCUCAGAUAAGCAUUAUUCAAAAUCUAAAGGGAAUACUGAACAAGCACAGAAGGUCCUACCAACUGUAACAACUGACAAAGACAGUGUUGCCAACAUGGUUGUUGUUCCAUCAAGAUCUGCAAACAUAACAGAUGAGCAAAAGGAGGAGAGCUUGAGGAAAUCACAGGAAAACAAAGGAGAAGAUCAUGAAGGUCAAGCAUUAGGUGUUCACAUUCUACAGUCUGAUGUAACGAAACCAGGUAGCAAUGUAACAGAUGAAGUGAAAGGAGAUCAGAAGGGACAUACAGGAACUCCACUUGCUCCGAUUGUCAUUGGACAAAAAAAGGAGCUGUUUAAACCAGAAGUCUGUAUCUAUGAUGACACUGAAGAGGAUGAUGAAGUGGUUGAGCUUCCCAGAACUGAGUCAAAGGGUGUCACUGCAAGAGCAGAAGCUGACCCCUGGACUACUGUACGAGAGGAUGAUGCUGCUUUUGCAGCUCGAGUCAAAGAGGAGGAACAGAAGAUACUGAACUUGAUGGUGGACCGUCAGUCUCAGCAGGCAACCCCAGAUACAACACCUGGUAGAACUCCUACGGAAGAGAGCACUCCUACCAGUGAACCCAAUCCCUUCUUAUUCCAAGAAGGGAAGCUCUUUGAGAUGACCCGGAGUGGUGCUAUUGAUAUGACUAAGAGGAGUUAUGAAGAAGAGGGGAGUGGCUUUGCCUUUUUCCAGAUAGGUGAACAGCCUUUAGAGGAGCCUGCCUCAGAUGAGGCCAGGCAAGAAGGUAGGAGAUCAGCAGCUGAAACAGAAGUUGGCCUCAAUCUAACCUUAGAGAUUAAGACUGAGGAUGAUGUGAAAUCAAAAGAUAAAGAAACCACUGAUCCUGUACAUCUAUCUUCUCUUGAGGAUGAUCAGACAGCCUCAAAAUCGGAUUUCUCCAAAUCUAAAAUUCCUAGAAUGGGCAUUUCAGCUUCAGCCAAACCCACAAAGAAAGAUGAAACAUCACCUGAAGGUCCAGAGGCCAAGGCAGGUAAAACUUUAGAUGAAGGCCCCUUAGAUUUAGAAACAACUUCUGCUGACCCAAUGAUAACGAAUGUACAGACAGCGGAAACCACUGUCACUAGAUCUGUGUACUCUGAGCAAGGCCAGGAGUCCUCAGAUUCUUCUCCAGAGGAACCACAGUCAGUCAUAGAAGCUCCCAAACCAGCAGGAAAGUCCAAACAAACUUCUGCCAGUAGUGUAAAAAAGACCUCAACCAAAACUCAAGCUAAAUCUGUCCCUCAAGGUUGGGGUAAAUCCACAACAUCUUCUCCAUAUCAUACAGCUCCCUCUUCAACCAGUCUUAAAAAAGAGGCCUCUUCCACUGUUGAGUCUAAAUCUAGAAUUCCCAUCAAGGCUAGCACUCUCAAGCCUGAUUCUGCUAUCAAACGUAAUGAAUCUACGCAAGAAAAAAAGCUUAAGGUCCCAGUAAAAAAGGACAGUAGGAGAAAAUCUGAGACAGAUGCAGGUCCCUCUAUGGAUUCCAAAACCAAGACAUCUUCCAAAGCCAAGAGCUUCUGUGAGGGCGAGUCAACGCGGCCAUCUGCUAAAAAGGAACAGGGUCGUCCCUUGAGUGUAGAGUCAGCUAAGUCUAAAGGCUUCCAGUCCAGACUGCCAGUCAGAGGUAAAGCCGGGCAACCAUCUCACACAUCAACUUCCACUAAAGAGAAAAGUGAGCCACGCAAACAAUCCAUUGACUUCUUUGAAGAGAUUUCCGAUGAAGCAGCAAAACUUGUGGAGAGAUUGGCACAGGCAGAGAAAGACAAAGAGCAAGACGCUGCAGCCACCAAUUCAGACGAUGAGAGCAGUCUCAUUGAUCCAUCGAUCAUAGAAAAAGAAACUUUCCCUGAAAUGCAGUUCCCUCCCUCAGGAGACGUCUUUCCCAUUAGACCACUGUGGGAUGACCCUGUUGAGACGCAGAUGCAACGAAUCCCAGAUGAUAAAGCCCAAAGUCAAGUAGAUCCACAGGAUGAAGCAGAGAGAAAAGAGCAACGGUUGGCCAUCAUAGCCGACCACCUGGGCUUCAGCUGGGCGGAGCUGGCAAGAGAAUUAGACUUCAGUGAGGAGAGGAUCAACCUGAUAAGGAUCGAAAACCCCAACUCACUCCAAGACCAAAGCCAUGCCCUUUUGAAACUAUGGACGGAAAGGGAGGGAGUAUAUGCUACAGAAACUACACUGAUCAAAAAACUGACCAAGAUCAACCGAAUGGACAUUGUUCACCUCAUUGAAACCAAGAUAAUCAAGUCCACUCAGGAGGAGACAUCAUCACACACCUAUGCAGAGAUAGAGCGGACUAUAGCCCUGGAUCAUAGUGAAGGUUUCUCUGCCCUUCAUGAAGACAUUGACAGCCCCAGGCCAGGUAGGCGUGCAGAAACCACAACUAGCAGUCUAGGCUUAACCCAAAAAGUACCCAUGGUAUCAGCAGAAGACCUGUCAUCCAGUUUGUCAUCACUGCAUGAGGCAACAGGGCGGGCAGAGACAGACUCAUCAGCAGCAGGCCUCCUUAGACAUGCCCAGAGAGAAAAACUGCAAAAAGAGAUGGAAAUAACACACUUAUCACAAAGAGUAUAUGAGGAGGGAGCAGACUCUGUACACAUGGGCACUUUGAAACAUGAGAUAGCAGAAGAGCUAGGGAUGCUGUCCUCUGAUAGCUCAGAGGAGGAGGUGCUGACCACCAGGGUGGUCCGACGAAGAGUUAUCAUCCAGGCAGACACGUUACCAGAUAUUGCACCACAGACAGUGACAGAGGAAAAAUACACAGAUGAGCAUGGGAACAUGGUAGUUAAGAAAAUCACACGGAAGGUGAUUCGUAAAUAUGUAUCAGCAGAUGGGGUGGAGAGGCAGGAGGUGACCAUGGAGGGCUCUCAUCAGGAGAUGGUGCGGGUAGAGGAGGGAGAUGCUGUCUCCAAAGUUGUGAAGAGGACUGUAGUUCGAAGUGAAGGAGAUCAGAAAGAAUUGACCUUCUCGGAUCCCCUGGCCCUGGGUGCCGCCACAACCUCAGAGUUUGAGGUGGAACCGGUGCAAGGUCGAAAGGUCAGCAAAGUUGUCAAGACAACGGUGGUGAAAGGCGAGAGGAUGGAGAAGCAGAUGGGCGACCCCACGCUUGCUGCAGAUCUCCCCUCGGCCAAAGAGGACUUUGAGAAGGCAUUGAGUUAUGCUGGAGGCUUUGGGAAAAUCCUCCUGCCUCAUUUAGUAGAGAGAGAGGUUGUGCAGGAUGACGGUUCUGUGGUUAAAAGAACCAAGAUGCGUAAGUCGCGCACUCAGAAGAGGACUGUGGUGAGGGAUGCCCAGGGGAAGCAUGUGCACCUGGAGCGGCUGGACGACACCCCGGAGGCCCUGCAGCCCGACGCCCUUCAGCAGCAUCUGCACCGACUGCUCCAACGCUACUGCCAGGAGGACCGGGAGGAGGAGGAGGACGGAGAUGAGAAGGAGGAAGAGGAGGAGGCGGAGGAGGAGAGUUUCGAGUGACCGGCUGCUUCUACUGACUUGUCCCUGCUGAUCCCUGCCGUAAAGUGCACCCACCUUCUUGCUGCCACACACAGACACCUGUGGUGAUGUAAACUCCCCCUAGACCACCAUGUUUUCUGAUCUCCUGCCCCCUCAUUGUCCUGCUGCUCAAUGGAUUUGGUAUUUUUUGUUUGUUUGAUCGUUUGUUUUUUUGAUUGAUUUAUUUCUUCCCCUCCUCUCUGUGGCGAAUAAUGGAACAAUAUUUCUGUGCUUUAACAAUUUUUCUUCCUUUCGACAUUGUGUCUCUUUUGCUCAUUUUGUGACCAAAGAUAGCGACCCUGUUUUUCUGGCGAGUGACUUAUGACCGUAGGUGUUUUUCAGUGGUAUCCCUAUGUGUUUUUUUUUUUUUUUUUCUUUCUGUUACCUAGUGUUGUUUUGGCUGCUGUGGUACAAUUAAGGUACAAUGCAAACAAAAUGCAAAGGUGGAUCAAAGUCGAGGGGCAUCUUGGACGUUUGCCUCAUGCACGGGCCUCUUCUUGAAGGACAAUUGUAAACAUUUGUACAUAGAGGAGAUAAAAAAAAAAAAUCACACCUGGACUAGGAAAAAUUUCAAAGCAUUUAAUACGUUAGCCCACCUAAAACCUGCUGUACACGUACAUGCACCCGAGGUUUAAGUUCCAGAAUGGCCACAGUCAAGAUGAGAUUAAUGUUCCAUAGAAAACAAAAUCAAUUAGAGGAGCUUUGGGAGGAUGACUACGAGAGGAACGGAUGCGUCAGUGUUUCAUCGUCAACUCUUUUUAGGAAUCACAGAAGCUCAGAGACAGCGAGAGCCCAGCACCUGCGUUCAGCCAUCACUCAGCCUGUCGUCUCCACCACUGCUCUGUUUACAACGCUAGUGCAGAUUUUCAUGUGUGUGUAGUUUGGGCUCUUCUCUUCCCACGAUGUAAAAUGCCUGUUUUUUUUUUUUUUGUUGUUGUUUUUUUAAUGUGUCUGUCUUUCUAACACGUGUUGUGCAUUCACACUUUAUUUUUGAGACCUGCCGCCUCUGUGUGUGUAUAUAUGUCUGUGUGUGUGUGUAUGUGUGCGGGGGGUGUUAGCGCAUUGGCUUUGCAGCCGUGCAAAAAGAAAGUAGUGAUCAGGAAUGUUCUCUUGUAUGAUUUUGUCAUUCCUGACGCGCAGACUGAGCACUUAACCCGUCGCCCUCUCGGUUCAUCACAUCUGUAGGUAAACUUGUCGUUUCACCCACGACCUUCAUGUGUGUUGUUGAACCCGUUCCCCUUCUCACCCUAAACCGUUAUAUGAUUGUCUUUGAUCGAGCCUGGUACGUUGGGCCGAAUGAUAUGGUGACAAUAAACAAACAAACAACAAAAAAAAACAUAUUGUGAUUAAUUUUCACGGAUGUUGUGAUAUCAUUUUGGCAUUUUCAUUUUCACUGAAAAUGCUAUUAAAAUGACAAUGGUGUGAUUUUUUUUCUGGAGUCUGUACCAAACAUGUUCAGUACAUCUGGAAAACACAAUGUGUAGGACAGGGGAUCUCUGUAGCACCAGGAAAAUGUAUUUCCGUUUUGUCACACAGUUACCUUUAUCAGACAACUGCAGCUCCUGCCAUUUGGACAUUGCACUUGGCCAUAUUGUGAUUUCAAUUAUGUUUUGAUUUAUGCUGAGCCCUGCUGAUAAGAUUGUACAUUUGGGAAAGGUAUGCAGAAAGACACCAAACUCAUGAUGGACAUGAUUUGAUUUGAUGGCUGUUGUUCAUUUGACUUUUUCUUGUCGUCACUGGUAUGAGAUGAUGGAGGCCCCGGGGCCCGACACAUGCAUCCCGUUUGAAAGACUGAGUGACUCCAGCUGACUGUCGCGAGCCCUCCGUCCACUCAGCUGCACAACAUGAUCGAGUACCGAGGCAUUUCCUUUGAAUUCUUUUUUAUUUAUUGCCAUCCAUUUGUGAUCCUCCUGUGCUCCAGAAUUUGAACCUGUGAGCGGUGUGUGUGUUUGGGUGUGUGUUUGAAUGUAUUCUGAAGAUAUAAGUAAUGACAAAUGAGAAGGAACUGAGAACAUGUUUUUUUUGUUAUUGUUUUGUUGUUUUGUUUUGUUGGUUUUUUUUGUUUGUUUUGUUUUUGUUUUUUGACUGAAUACUUGCCAUUGUACACAAACAGGGUCUCAACUGAAUUCUGGAUCAAUAACAGAAGUCAAGUCAGACCCUGGCAUGGCCUGACAAAGUAUCUUUGGUGUUCUUUACGGUACAGACUUUAUCUAUGUAACAAUACGGUCCUCACGUUGCCAUUUACUUUGAGUGUGAUCAAAUGCGAAACUAAAAGAAAUGUCAGACAGUUUCCAUUGAUUUGAUAAACAAGCAUCUUGUUUUCAUGGUGAUAACAAUAUAUACAUAUUUACAGUACAAAUAUCUAUGCGGGCAUGUAUUAGUUAUCAAAUUAUUACUAAAAACAAAAAAAAAAAACUAAAAUGCUAACAAGGCAUAGCAGCUGCAGUGUGUACAUGGCAGAAAAUAAAAUUGUACAUGUGUCAAAUGUGAA
Myripristis murdjan (pinecone soldierfish) is the source of this 12928-nucleotide messenger RNA. RefSeq names its product ankyrin 2b, neuronal (gene ank2b). The record is from RefSeq and is a predicted model, not a curated record. Gene Ontology annotation, molecular function: protein binding. Gene Ontology annotation, biological process: signal transduction. Lineage: Eukaryota; Metazoa; Chordata; Actinopteri; Holocentriformes; Holocentridae.